This is a messenger RNA of Oryza sativa Japonica Group (Japanese rice), 1832 nucleotides long. The record is from RefSeq and is a predicted model, not a curated record. NCBI's taxonomy places the organism in Eukaryota, Viridiplantae, Streptophyta, Magnoliopsida, Poales, Poaceae.
CUCUGCCACAGCCCACAGCAGCAACCCAACCGUGAACCACUGAAAGUCUGAAACUUGCUGUGUUCGUGUGACUGACCGAGAAAGCAGCCAACCAUCCCCGGCCACUUUUCAGCCUGUGGACACAUGAGCCACACAAACAGCCACAAAGAUAACACAAACAAAAUUGGUUUGCAGUUGCAGACGAAGAACACCGGCAAUGGCGUUAACUGCUUCUCUUCGCUGCUACCCUCUACUGGGCUCAGCAGCAGCAGCAUCAUCGUCAGUCUCACUUCCGGCCUCCACAAGAGCGCCGGUGCUUCACAGGACAACAGGAGGACCGAGGAGAAGGCUGCAACGAUGCCUGUGCUCGCAGCAGUACGCCGAGAAGCAGUCAUCCGGCUCGCAGCAGCAGCAGCAGAAUCAGCAGCUGGAGCGACUCUUCUCCAAUCUCAACCAGGCAACCAUGAAGCACGAACCUGGGAGUGUCACCAGUUCGAUCUUCCUUGUGGCCGGCACUACGGUAGGGGCGGGUAUCCUUGCAAUCCCUGCAGUGACACAAGAAGCUGGAUUCUUGGCCUCAGCAGUUACAUGCAUCUUCUGCUGGAUUUAUAUGGGUUGUUAGUUGCUGAAGUAAACGUCAAUACUAUGUGUGAACUAGGAUCUGGAGGUGUCUCCCUGGUCUCAAUGGCUAUGCGCACUCUAGGGACAUUUGGAGUAAGAACAGCUUGCAUCUCAUAUUUGUUUAUACAUUAUGCACUUCUGGUUGCAUAUGUGGCACGCUCUUCAGAGAUCAUAACAAACUCAGUGGGCAUUCCAUUAUGGGAGAGUGCUGCCCUGUUUUCACUGGCUUUUGGGGGGCUAUGCUACUUUGGAAGCCAGCGAGUCAUUGGUGCGGUUAAUGGUUUUUUGGUGUUCAGCAUCCUAGCAUCCUUCACAACUCUUGUGGUGGUGGCAAGUGGAAACCUGCAGUGGAGUUCUCUUCUUGAAGCAAAUUUUGCUGCUGCCCCACAAAGUAUACCGAUAAUUGCUCUUUCAUUUGUAUACCAGAAUGUAGUUCCUGUUCUGUGUACAAAUUUGGAGGGAGACCUAUCAAAAGUAAGGAAGGCAAUUGUAGUAGGUACCGCCAUACCCCUUGCUCUGUUUCUCAUAUGGGAUGCUGUAAUCCUGGGGACACUUCCAGGCCUUGCAGGGGAUGGAACCAUUAUUGAUCCACUAGAACAGCUUCGAUCAAGUAAUGGAACAGUGGGGCCUAUUGUUGAGGCAUUCUCAUUUCUUGCAAUUGGCACAUCAUACAUUGGAUUUGUUCUAGGACUCUCAGACUUCAUAGCAGACUUGCUUAAACUACCAAGUGGACAGAACAAACCUCUGCCGUACCUUCUGACUUUGCUCCCACCGCUUGUUCUGUCAUUGCUUGAUCCAGAGAUAUUUUUCAAGGCAUUGGACUUUGCAGGAACUUAUGGAGUUCUAGUACUUUUUGGAGUUUUUCCAGCAGCUAUGUCUUGGUCAGAGAGGUACUCAGAUGAUCUGGAAGCUCCAGUACCACCAAUAGUCCCGGGAGGAAAAUUUACCCUCUCAUUUGUCAUGGGGGGUGCCUUGCUCGUAAUUUUUUCAGAGAUUUUCAAGGACAUAAUGCAGUUGCAAGGACUACACUGACACUUAGAUCUCCAAUAUAGAUGCUUCAACAGAUUUUCUUUUAAAUGCAAUACCGCUGAUAGCCUCGUAAUAUUGUACAUAGAAUUGACUGAGCCAGCUUUUCUUAAUUUAAUUCUUUCACAGUUUCAUCAAGUUAUUCUAUUGAGACAGGCUGUAGUAUGAAGCUAUUUUCUUUUAUUAUUUUUUGACGUGAGUUUUCA